Messenger RNA from Xyrauchen texanus (razorback sucker), 1521 nucleotides. Its product is annotated as CUB and sushi domain-containing protein 1. The coding region runs from base 216 to 884 and encodes 222 amino acids. The transcript has 4 exons. Lineage: Eukaryota; Metazoa; Chordata; Actinopteri; Cypriniformes; Catostomidae. The record is from RefSeq and is a predicted model, not a curated record.
GCAGGUUCUCAAAAAUAGCAUUGUAAACACAACAGGUAAUUUGCAUUAUUAAGACUUAUAUGGUAUGAUUUCCUCAAAAAAGAUCUAGACACUAGAAAAUGAGAACACAAAACAAGGGAACACUAAGCGGAAGACUAGCAAAUGAGGAGAGCUGAAGAGGUAUAGAUUUUUUCCUGCAUUAUAGAGAAGAUCCUGAGGCACUUCAACAAAACACAAUGGAACUAAGGACUCUUCUGCUGUUGCUACUUUUGGGGCCCAUGCAAGGGGUGUUCACUCAAAUGCCUAUAACUGCACUUACUGAAAGAACAGUUGUGGAGGAAGAUCAAGGUAGUGGUCUGUUAGAGGUGGAACAGGAACAUGAGUUGGCAGACACAUACUGGUCUGGCACAGCCCCCCUUUGUUUUGGAGGUUGUAAGGGAAGACACAGGGAGCUGAAGAGAGAUAGUUGUGGAGACUUGGAGUGCUGCUGGGUGGGAUACAAAUCCCUCUGUAGAGUGAAUUGUGGAAAGCCUGAUGUGGACUUUAAUGGGGUGGUGUCUGGGGAUGAUUGGUGGGUAGGUGCUGUGGUGCGAUAUGACUGCAGGCCGGGGUUCGUUUUGGUGGGGGAUCCAGCCCGAGUCUGCCAGUCCAAUGGAAAAUGGACCCCCAAACCAUCAUGCCUUAGAGUGUGUCAUCAUGGCCGGGUGGAGAUCAAUGAGAAAGACAUUGACGGGACGUGCUCAUCCACCUGUCCAGAUUCUAAGAGCUAUGCAAUCCCUCUGAACCAUGACUGCAGUCGCAUUGAGAAUUGCAGGACUAAAGAAUCUGGCUGGAAGCAUUGGUUUACACAAUGUAACUACUGCGACUGCGACUGCUUUAUUCCCUGUGGAACUAGAGUGAACUAGAUGGCUGCUAGUUGAAACAUUAUAGUGGCAACUAAUACAGUAACACAUUGUAGCAAAAUCUUAUAUUUGUAACAUUAGAAAUACAAAUAUUUACUUUGUCAAAUGCUCUGUUAGCUUCUGCAGAAUAGAAGAUUGUGAAUACAUUUUCAUUUUUAUAAUUUUUGAUGAAGACAUUUGUCCACAAGUUUUAUGGAAACCACCUUCAGAAAUAACUUUUAUUUCAUGGUAAAGAAUGAAGGUUGAGGUGCAUCCUUAGCAGAUUUUUUUUUUAAACUGAAGAUAAAGACAUUUCAUACUCAUCUCAUCAGGUUUAAUUUCACUGGUAUUGGAGGCUGGAGACUACAAAACCUGGAUACUGAAAUGUUGCUGUUUUUCUGGUCUCUUAUCUGUUUAGUACAGAGUUGAAUCGUGUUAUUCUGCUAUCAUAAGCCAGGUGAGGAAGGAACUCUGUGAGCAUUUUCUUACAGCAUUUAUUAACCUUUGAAAAUAAUAGUAAAUAAAAGUGCAAUAAACACAGUUCAUUAACUAAUGUUAACAAAUAUAACUUUUGAUUUAAAAAAUGGUAUUGGUAUAUUUUGAAAUUAACAUGAACCAAUAUUAGUAAAUGCUGUAAAAUGAUUGUUCAAUGUUAAGUUCA